Tuber aestivum (summer truffle) is the source of this 2497-nucleotide messenger RNA. Lineage: Eukaryota; Fungi; Ascomycota; Pezizomycetes; Pezizales; Tuberaceae. The record is from the annotation of a GenBank genome assembly.
AUUGCGAUCAUGGCUUCUAACGCAUAGGCAUUGGGUCCUCGCACGGACCUGGAUCCACCUCAGCUCCCCCGAUUCGGGGAAACCAUUCGGCAGAUCCGUUUUACGGCUUUUCUUGCUAGUGGUGUUGCUGUUCUCAUGCUCUUUCCUUUUUCCUCUUUCUUGAAGUUUCUUCAAUAUUUUGAAGUUCGUGUGCCUGGUGAUUGUUCCCUUCCCUUAGCACCUCUUCGCGAUAAGAACCUUUCAUACAAUUCGCGGUCUAUCCUGCUUACCCGUGCUCUUGCAUUCCGACACUUCUUUCCUAACCGUAUUUACGUGAUCUAGGGAUAGGUAUAUAUAUGUUGGUCGGUUGUGCAGCUAAUAAGUCCCCCUGAAGUCUCUCCCUUGAUCCAACCCUGAAUCGUUAGAGGACUUGCUUCUCACUAUCGGCAACUCACUGCUCUCAGGUUUUCAUAUAUAUAAUUUCAAGGAGUUGCCUAUCACCUCCGGUCAAAGUUCUGUGGGUGCUGGAGCUCACAUGUCUUCGUUACCCUCGCCCAAUAUAGCACCUAAUGUUGAGACGGGACUCUUAACGGGCAGCUCAAGUCAAGAAGGACUACAAAAUCACCCCAUGGAGGCUGAUGUAAGUCACUCCUUUCCCAUUUCUCUUUCAUUAUCAUUCAUACUUUUAUAGUCCCCCUGAAAUCCCCCCCUUUGCUGCAUUGGCGUCACCUAGUGGUGUCCUGCGUUUGAAUAAAAAACUAAAAAAAAUAACGCCUGGAACCAUUCUCGAGGCCACUGCUGUGCCUGGCCGAUAGCACACAGUUGGGGUGGGGGUCUUUCGAGAGACUUCCCCUAUGCUGACUCUUCAGGAUACAACAAUACCGAAUCCAGACUUACUGACAAGUUCAGAGUACCGCAUCAGACGCCUCGGAUGACCAUGGGAUUGGCGACGAUUUGUACGGACCUUCCAUCUUCUUCUGAACAUUACCUAAUAGUGAACACAAUAGAUCCACGUAUACCGCUAGUCUUGCCUCCACCGUCUCUGACUAUCAAUAUGAAAACGGUCGCAGGUAUAAUGGAUACCGUCGAGGAAGUAAGUUUUGUUUUUUUCUGAACUCGAGCAGUUUUCAAGCGUAUUAAUCCUACAGACUAUGUAUUCCCAAAUGAUCAGGCAAAUCGCAUAUCCCUCUCCAGAAAUCGUUCCGGGAACUAAUGGGGACACAGCAAGAAAUUGAAAGGCUUCACCUACAACACCAUAUGAUAUCUGUUCUAUUCAGCGGAAGGCUGCACUGGGCCCCUAUCGACCCCAAUCCACAAAGGAUACUGGAUAUCGGUACUGGCACCGGAUCAUGGGCAGUAGAUAUUGCGGAUAUGUAUCCCUCAGCCCACGUAUGUGCCCCAUAAUAGGCCUCGGGGAUAAUAAUAAAUAUGUUCGGAACGGAAAAAUCGAACUAAAAUAUUGAGCUACAGGUCAUCGGAACAGACUUAAGCCCUAUCCAAAGCCACUGGGUCCCGCCGAACCUAGUCUAUGAAAUUGAUGACGCAGAAAGCGAAUGGACAUACAAGCGCGACUCUUUCGAUCUUGUUCAUACCCGCUUCUUGACAGGAGCAUUCGCGGAUUGGCCAAAAUUCACAGAAAGAUCAUUCAGGUUUCUCUCCCUCCUCUCCUUCCCCCGUUUCUUUAUUCACAGCCUAACUUUUCAUCAGAGCUCUAAAGCCCGGGGGGUGGAUUGAAUGCCAGGAAAUUGAAAGCCGAAUCCUCUCAGACGACGGAACUCUUCCACCAGACUCAGCCCUUGCAAAAUGGAGCCAACUUCUCAUCGAAGCAGCAGAAACUUAUGGACGCAGCGUUAUGGCAGCUGCUAAAUUAGCAGAUUGGAUGGAGGAUGCGGGAUACGUGAACGUUACCAACCGAUGUUUCAAAAUCCCGAACAAUGCUUGGCCCAAAGUCUCUCCCUCCCCCCCACCCCAGACCAACUUUCUCAGCCCCGUGUCCCCGUCCUCAUUCCUUUUUUUCUUUCACGACCCAAGUUAACUAACAAAAAAAUGAGGAACAGAACCCAAAAAUGAAGGAAGUAGGGAUGUACCAAAUGGUGAAUUUCUUGGAUGGCUUACAGGCUCUCACAAUGGCACUGUUCACGCGGGCGCUGAGGUGGACAGCAGCUGAGGUGGAGUCCUUCCUGGUAGAAGUGCGGAAGGAUAUUAAGAAUAAACAUAUUCAUUCCUAUACUAAUUUGUACGUUUCGUCCCUCUCUCCAUUUCCAUACCUUCUCCUGUGUCCCCUUGUUGUUCGCACGCUAAUGAAAAGGGUGGGUAGUUACGUUGCUUACGGGCAAAAACCGGAAUAGUGCAUGUGGUAUCACUCGACCCCAAGGAUUAAGGAACAAUGGGUUGGAAUCAAUUGUAGUGAUGCAGCUGAAAAUCGGGCGGGGAUAUCGGAGGCCAAUAGCAUAUUAUCAAACAUUCUUCCUUCUUCUCCGUUUCCAUAUCGCCCCAUGAAUAUACCGGCAUCCAUCAC